AUGUAUCUGUACAAGUUGCGAUGCUUUGUCGUUGUCUCGUGCCAUCUGCUUUUGCCAAAGGUAGCGCUUGCGCUACCUUUGGUCAAGGACCUUUCCGCAUCUGCUGUCGUCACAGAGACCUCUCCCCAGUUGUACCUGGUCAUCUCGAUCGGCCUGGUGCUUCUCGGCGGUAUCUUUGCCGGUCUGACGCUGGCUCUCAUGGGCCAGGACGAAAUUUACUUGAAGGUCAUCCAGACCUCCGGCAGCCCACGGGAGCGCCAGCUCGCCUCCAGCGUCCUGGACCUGCUGGCAAUGGGCAAGCACCAGAUCCUGGUCACAUUGCUGCUGUCGAACGUGAUUACGAACGAGACCCUGCCGAUUGUUCUCGACCGCUUCAUCGGAAAGAAUGGGGGCGGUUGGCAGGCCGUCCUCUUCUCCACCGUGCUCAUCGUCAUCUUCGGAGAAAUUAUACCGCAGAGUAUCUGUGUGAAGUAUGGGCUUCAAAUAGGCUCGGUUCUCUCCCCAUACGUAAGAUUGCUGAUAUACCUGCUUUAUCCGAUAUCCUACCCAAUUGCAAAAUUACUGGACCACAUCCUCGGUGAAGACCACGGGACCAUGUACAAAAAGUCGGGUUUGAAGACCCUGGUCAACCUUCAUCAGACGAACGGUAUCGAGCGACUCACUAGAGAUGAAGUCACCAUCAUCAGUGCCGUCCUCGACUUGAAAGACAAGAAAGUGUCGGAGAUAAUGACGCCAAUCGAUAAGGUAUUCACUUUAUCGUCCGCUACCGUCCUAGACGAGGACACUGUUAACGUCAUCCUGAACUCAGGUUUCUCAAGAAUCCCUAUCUACUUGCCGAACGAUCCAAACAACUUCAUCGGUAUGCUGCUGGUAAAGAUUCUGAUCUCUUACGAUCCAGAGGACUCGCUUAGACUGUCGGAGUUCCCGUUGGCAACGCUGCCGGAAACUUUGCCAAACACGUCCUCAUUGAACAUCUUGAAUUAUUUCCAGCAAGGUAAGUCGCACAUGUGCCUGGUCAGUGAGAAACCUGGAGAGUCCUCGGGCGCCUUGGGUAUCUUGACUUUGGAAGACGUGAUCGAAGAAUUGAUCGGUGAAGAAAUCGUGGAUGAGAGUGACGUUUACGCCGAACAGGAACUACGUAACGAAAAUAACUUUAUCUCAUUGAACUCACCGUUAUUGAAAAGUAAAUUUCGUACCAACACCACUUCGUACUCGUCGUUACCAAAAUUCACAGAUAGAACUGCAGCUGCAAAUGAAGUUGCACAAAGACAAGGGCUCUUAUUAAAGAAAACGAGUUCUUCCAAAACGCCAGUACAAGAUGGCGUAAUAAACCAUGCUGCUCACAACAAAUUGCCAUCGAAUAUGGCAUCGAAUCCAUUAAAAGAUGAACCUUCCUUUGUGAAGAUUAAAAGAAACAUACCGUUUGGUAUGAUCAAUGGUAUCCAAAGCAACGAAAAUAUUAAUAAAAAAUCCAACAGUUUAGCUAGCAUACAUUCUACAAAGACAGCAAAUACUGGUAACGACUCUAACAUCUCGCCGAUCAUGAUAAACCAAUCGUCGAGCAACAGUAAGUUCAGUAACAAGAACACCAUCGAAAACAACAACGGCAUUGUCGAAAGUGUAAUUACAGUGAAGGGUGUUCCAAAGACAAUUAUCCAAUCCACAGAUAUGGACUCCUCUCAAGAUAUGGAAGGUAUAGGAGGUCUGUUACUUGUUCAUGAUAAAAGCUUAUUACAGAACCAAAACAGGAAACAGCAUUCAAGUUCAGAAAACGAAAAUUAG
Tetrapisispora phaffii CBS 4417 is the source of this 1782-nucleotide messenger RNA. RefSeq names its product Mam3p (gene MAM3). The coding region runs from base 1 to 1782 and encodes 593 amino acids. The transcript has a single exon. Gene Ontology annotation, biological process: magnesium ion homeostasis. NCBI's taxonomy places the organism in Eukaryota, Fungi, Ascomycota, Saccharomycetes, Saccharomycetales, Saccharomycetaceae. Gene Ontology annotation, cellular component: intracellular membrane-bounded organelle. The record is from RefSeq and is a predicted model, not a curated record.